Molecule: messenger RNA, 495 nt
Organism: Thlaspi arvense
Lineage: Eukaryota; Viridiplantae; Streptophyta; Magnoliopsida; Brassicales; Brassicaceae
Source: the annotation of a GenBank genome assembly
AUGGCGUCGUUGUCUUCCUCAACACCGGGCCACGCCUAUGAAAUUCCCUGGGUGGAAAAUUACAGACCCACUAAAGUGGUCGACAUUGUUGGCAACGAAGACGCCGUUUCUCGGCUCCAAGUCAUAGCUCGCGAUGGCAAUAUGCCAAGCCUUAUCUUAUCUGUGAGAAUCCCGUCCCUUCCGGUCUCAUGUCACCUCAGACGCACACAAAACAUUCCUCAAAAGAUGGUAGGCGGUUCUUUUGAAAAUUGGGAGAAAGAUCACAUGUUGGCUGGGGAAGAGCCGGUAGUGGUGAAUUUGCGUUCACUGGGUCCUCCUGGGACCGGAAAAACCACCAGCAUAUUGGCCCUUGCACAUGAACUGUUGGGACCAAACUUUAAGGAGGCAGUUUUAGAGCUAAAUGCAUCUGAUGACAGGGGAAUUGACGUAGUGAGAAACAAAAUUAAGAUGUUUGCUCAAAAGAAAGUUGCACUACCCCCUGGGGGCACAAAAUAA